Messenger RNA from Strongylus vulgaris, 1305 nucleotides. The record is from the annotation of a GenBank genome assembly. Lineage: Eukaryota; Metazoa; Nematoda; Chromadorea; Rhabditida; Strongylidae.
AUGAGUGACAAAGCCUUUGGAAAGACCAGAGGAUUGAUAGUAGAAGGUCCACAUCAUGGUACGCUGACACUAGAGGGGCAAACGUGUUCAGCAUUUGACUACAGUCAAUUGCUAUCUCGAAGUGUAAUCUAUCGUCAUGAUGGAAGUGAAACAACACAAGAUCAGCUCGAAUUUCAAAUCGAUAUCACAUCAAAGCGAACGGAUUUCCCAUGGCUUGAUUCAACCACUUAUGUCCUUCGGAUUCGAAUAAAUCCUGUCAAUGAUCCACCAGAGUUGACGGAAGCAAAAGGCGGUCAUGUACUGAAAAUUUCAGCAAAAGGAAGCAUCCACGAUGAAGGUGUAUUUGAAAAAGGAGUGCUACGUUUAGUUGCUCGAGAUGGAGACUCUAGAUCACAGGUAGAUCGAGGACUUGUACGAUUUCGCCACACGAGCAGCCACCAUCCAAAACAGGAUAUGUUUAGCUUUCAGGUUUUCAACCGCGAGGCUUUUAUGUUAAACGGAACGGAAUCUGGCACCCUUAGCCGAGCAAACUUGUUUGCUUGGACAUUUCCAAAGAGUUAUCCUCCGGAGAAGCUGGUAUAUCAUAUCGAGGAACCACCCAAAUAUGGAAUCCUUUCCCGAAAAAUCAAUGGGAAAAGCCGUAGAAUUGGUGUUUCAACGAAUUUUACGCAAUUGGAUCUCGACAAUCGGUUGAUCUCCUUCAAACUACAUUUUAUGCAAUAUUCUAUUAUUAACGAUUUUUUUCUCUUCCGUGUUAUCACUCCUGCAAUCUCCUCCGAAUCUCUCAGAUUUGAGAUUAUCUUCGUUCCUACCCAAACAUCCAUUCAGUUGGUAAAUCGCACAGUUGUCGUUCAGGAAGGAGAUGCGGCUACGAUCACCUCUGACUCUCUGUCCCUAGCUACUCCAGAUGAUUCAUUCUUUGUUUUCACGCUGGCUCUAGCACCUAUACACGGAGCUUUGGUACUUAAGACUGACUCCGGCAACAGAACUCUCCUAGUUGGCAUGAAUUUCACCACCAGAGAUGUGGCAGAGGAGAAACUUAUAUACUUCCACUCCGGCUCUGAAUCCCGUUCUGAUCGCCUACAUCUUAUCGCUGAAUCAGCAUUCCGUAAAGGAAGACGGAUUCCAUUUUGGAUGUCUUUCUCAAUUAUUCCUAUAAACGAUAAUAAACCACGUUAUACAGUUAGCGACGGCAAGCAUACUGUCGAGGGUCUCUUGCGAGUUAUAGCCUCCGAUCCAUUUAUUCGAUUAGGUGAAAGUCUUCUCGAAUAUUGUUGUCUACCUGGAGAUACGCCAAAUCUUCGU